Messenger RNA from Encephalitozoon cuniculi GB-M1, 552 nucleotides. Its product is annotated as 60S ribosomal protein L17. The transcript has a single exon. Gene Ontology annotation, biological process: cytoplasmic translation. NCBI's taxonomy places the organism in Eukaryota, Fungi, Microsporidia, Unikaryonidae. Gene Ontology annotation, molecular function: structural constituent of ribosome. Gene Ontology annotation, cellular component: cytosolic large ribosomal subunit; ribosome. The record is from RefSeq and is marked provisional. The coding region runs from base 1 to 552 and encodes 183 amino acids.
AUGGGGAUCAAGUACAGCUAUGAGAUACACGAUCCUUCCAAGGCUGUGAAGGCAAAGAUCGACAAUGCAAAGGUGAGCUUCAAGAAGACCAGAGAGGCGUCCUGCACCCUGAGAAGGAGGAAGGUACUCGAUGCAAUCCAGUACUUGAAGAAUGUAAUUGCCAAGACCGAGUGUGUUCCCUUCAGAAGGUACAACCGUGGAUGCGGGCAGACGCACCAGGCAAGGAAGUUCAGCAUUCCAAGGAGGGAGAUUGUGAAGGCUAACGGAGAGAAGAAGAUUAAGAAGGGGCAUGUGCAGACAAGGGGAAGAUGGCCCAAGAAGUCUGCAGAGUUCCUGAUUUCUGUCCUUGAGAACAUCAAGGAGAAUGCGGAGACUAAGGGCUUGGAUCCCAAGGACUUGGUGAUAACACAUGUCCAAGUCAGCAAGGCGCCAAAGAUCUUCGGCAGGACUUUCCGAGCACACGGAAGAGUGAACCCAUUCAACAAAAGCCCAUGCCAUAUCCAGAUGGUUGCUGAAGUACUGGGGAGCAAUGAUGUCAGCAUUGAGGACUAG